AUGGUGCUAGCGUGGCCAUUGGCGACGCGAGGCGCUGAUGCUGCUAGCAUGGCAGUCGGUGACGCAAGCGAUGCUGCUAGCAUGGCAGUCGGUGGUGCAGACGAUGCUGCUAGCGUGGCAGUCGGUGGUACGAGCGUGGCAGUCGGCGACGCGAGGGAUGCUGCUAGCGUGGCAGUCGGCGACGCGAGUGAUGCUGCCUGCGUGGCAGUCGGCGACGCCAGCGAUGGUGCUAGCGUUGCCGUUGGCGACACGAGCGAUGCUGCCAGCGUGGCAGUCGGCGACGCGAGUGAUGCUGCUAGCGUGGCAGUCGGUGACGCGAGCGAUGCUGCCAGCGUGGCAGUCGGUGGUGCAGACGAUGCUGCUAGCGUGGCAGUUGGUGGUACAGCGAGCGUGGCCGUCGGCGACGCGAGCGCUGCUGCCAGCGUGGCAGUCGACGACUACAGCGAUGGUGCCAGCGUGGCCGUCGGCGACGCGAGCUAUGCUGCCAGCGUGGCAGUCGGCGACUACAGCGAGUUCUGCCAGCGUGGCUGUCGGCGACGCGAGCUAUGCUGCCAGCGUGGCAGUCGGCGACUAAAGCGAUGCUGCCAGCGUAGCUGUCGGCAACGCGAGCGAUGCUGCCAGCGUGGCAGUCGGUGCGCGAGCUACAGCGAUGCUGCCAGCGUGGCUGUCGGCAUCGCGAGUGAUACCGCCAGCGUGGCAGUCAGCGACUACAGCGAUGCUGCUAGCGUGGCAGUUGGAGGCUACACCGAUGCUGCCAGCGUGGCUGUCGGCAUCGCAAGUGUUGCUGCCAGCGUGGCAGUCGGCGACGCGAGCAUGGCUGUCGGUGACGUAAGCGGUGCUGCCGGCGUGGCAGUUGGCGUAUUAAAGUAG
Molecule: messenger RNA, 870 nt
Organism: Parnassius apollo (apollo)
Lineage: Eukaryota; Metazoa; Arthropoda; Insecta; Lepidoptera; Papilionidae
Source: the annotation of a GenBank genome assembly